GUUGGGUGUGCCGGACUGGCUGACUGGCGACUGUCUGUGGCUAAGGGUGGCCCAGCCGAAGAACCGUCCUUUGAGAAACAACAGAUUGUGAAGUUAUGGUCAAGUUAUUUGUUGGCAAUCUGCCUCCUGAGGCCACGCAGUCAGAGCUGAAGUCAUUGUUUGAGCAAUUUGGCCGUGUGACAGAGUGUGAUAUCAUUAAGAAUUAUGGCUUUGUCCAUAUGGAGGACAGAAAGGCAGCAGAUGAAGCUGUGCAUAAUUUAAACCAUUACAAGCUACAUAGCGUUCCUAUCAAUGUGGAACACAGUAGAGGCAAGCCUAAGGCCUCGACUAAGCUACAUGUAAGCAACCUCAGCACCAGUUGCACCAGUGAGGAGCUGCGUGCCAAAUUUGAAGAGUAUGGUGCUGUGCUGGAGUGUGAUAUUGUUAAGGAUUAUGCCUUUGUCCACAUGGAGAGGUCGGCUGAAGCACUGGAUGCCAUAAAGAACCUAGACAACACUGAAUUCAAAGGCAAACGGAUGCAUGUGCAGCUCUCAACAAGCCGUCUGCGAGUCACCCCGGGGAUGGGAGAGAGGACUCGAUGCUAUCGUUGCGGAAAAGAGGGCCACUGGUCCAAAGAGUGCCCCCUAGACCAAAUGACCAAGGAGCUGGAACAGGCGCCGGGCUACCCCCCUGAAUCAUUUCCAGAUCCUUAUGGCCCCAUGCGCAGCGCAGCUGCUGCGUACAGAACGGCCUAUGCUCACCGUGUUUUCUAUGAUGAGCGAGAACGGUUUAGCAUCGUUGACUACUACCAACGCUACCGUGUGCGGCCCUCCUCCUAUGAUGCCUUAAUUGAAAGACGGCUGACUGCUCUUCCUUCUGCAGCCACCACAGUAUCAUACCGGGAACGGAUUGAAUCUUUCCCAUAUGAGAGGCAUUUACUACCCCCUCCACCCGAACUCCCCAGCUCCUAUUACCCGCGUGAGCGUAGCCCUUUACGUCGCUCCUCCUCUGCUUCCUCCAGCAUGGAGAUAUACCGAACCGAGCGCCGACUCUCCCCCAUUAUGCGAAGUCCCUUCGUUGAUGACCCUCGAUGCAGCAGAGAGUCCUACUAUGAGCGGGUGCAAUAUUUGUAAUCUGUGAAGGUAAGAUAUUUUCGGGCUCCGACGCGGUCUGCAGUUCGUUGCGUUUGCAUUAAAUUCUUACCUCGGUUCUUCGAAAUUUGCCAACCCUCAACUAAUGUUUCGCUUUUUAUUUUUUUUUUUAAGGUAGAAUAUGAGCUGUGGGUUUUUUUUUUUAGUUUUUCUUUCCGCAACCCAGUUUUUUAACAUUUAUUUAGCCGGCUGUCUUUCAAUUCUAGAAGGGUAGUAGGUAAAGGCUAAAGUUCAUUUUGACUGAAAACUAAUGGCAGUGCUGUCCAUUUCUCCAUAGAGGGGCGUAAAGUGUCUUUUAACUUUCUUUUUUUUUUUUUAUCGAUAAAAUGAGUUUAACUUAAGCUGCAGUGUACUUUAAAACAUUGCUGAGCCAAAUAUUAGAAUUUUGUGUAGUAAUAUUUAAGUUGACAAAAGGAUUUCACUGCAAUUUACUUAAGUAGACAAUUUACCUCUUUAUUUACUUUGCAGCAGAAAAGUGGUUGUGAUAUUUUCCCCUUAUAUAAUGAUAUAUAAUGAUAACACGCAUCCAAAAAUUGCAGUUGCGUUGUUCCUCUUUGUAUUGUCUAACUUUGUGGAGCAUAUGUUAACGUUGAACAUCUAUUUCCAUGAAUAAAGCAUUGCUCUAAAAAGA
Xenopus tropicalis (tropical clawed frog) is the source of this 1761-nucleotide messenger RNA. It is a transcript of the gene rbm4b, whose product is annotated as RNA binding motif protein 4B. Gene Ontology annotation, molecular function: zinc ion binding; RNA binding; nucleic acid binding. The record is from RefSeq and is marked provisional. Gene Ontology annotation, cellular component: nucleus. Lineage: Eukaryota; Metazoa; Chordata; Amphibia; Anura; Pipidae.